Molecule: messenger RNA, 3148 nt
Organism: Sphaerulina musiva SO2202
Lineage: Eukaryota; Fungi; Ascomycota; Dothideomycetes; Mycosphaerellales; Mycosphaerellaceae
Product: P-loop containing nucleoside triphosphate hydrolase protein
Exons: 3
Coding region: 128-2656 (842 amino acids)
Biological process (GO): translational elongation
Cellular component (GO): ribonucleoprotein complex; cytosol
Molecular function (GO): GTP binding; GTPase activity; ribosome binding
Source: RefSeq, a predicted model, not a curated record
CUCACGCAUCGCAGGCACAUUCAGAAUCACGAGGACUUCGUUGGCGAGCUGAAUCGCUGCGAGGUGAACGAAAAACAACCUCCUCCUCCGUCUCCUCCCAGAAUAUAAUCCACACAAUACCGCCAAGAUGGUCAACUUCACCGUCGAGGAGAUCCGUGGUCUCAUGGAUGACCCAAAGAACAUCCGUAACAUGUCCGUUAUUGCCCACGUCGAUCACGGAAAGUCCACCCUCACCGACUCGCUCGUCCAGCGUGCUGGUAUUAUCUCGGCCAAGAACGCCGGUUCCGCACGAUUCACAGAUACUCGUCCAGACGAGCAGGAACGUGGUGUCACGAUCAAGUCGACUGCCAUCUCCCUGUACGGUACUCUCGCAGAAGUCGAGGAUCUCAAGGAUAUCGUCAUCACGACGGACAAGAGCGAGAAGAACGAUUUCUUGAUCAACUUGAUCGAUUCGCCAGGUCACGUUGAUUUCUCAUCUGAGGUCACCGCUGCGCUCCGUGUGACCGACGGUGCGCUCGUUGUCGUCGACACCAUUGAAGGUGUGUGCGUGCAGACCGAGACUGUGCUCCGACAGGCUCUUGGUGAGCGUAUUAAGCCAGUUGUCAUCAUCAACAAGGUCGACCGUGCAUUGCUCGAACUGCAGCUGUCCAAGGAGGACCUGUUCCAGAACUUUGCUCGUGUCAUUGAAUCGGUCAACGUCGUUAUCUCCACAUACUACGACAAGGCCCUUGGAGAUGUCCAGGUCUACCCAGAGAAGGGUACCGUUGCCUUCGGUUCCGGUCUUCACGGCUGGGCUUUCACCAUCCGUCAGUUUGCUGUCAAGUACGCCAAGAAGUUUGGUGUUGACAAGAACAAGAUGAUGGAGCGUCUUUGGGGAGAAUCUUACUUCAACGCGAAGACGAAGAAGUGGACCAAGAACCCAGAGGGUGCAGAACGUGCAUUCAACCAGUUCUGUUUGGACCCAAUUUUCCGCAUCUUCGACAACAUCAUGAACUUCAAGAAGGAGGAGACUCCUAAGCUUUUGGAGAAGCUCGAGGUCAAGCUUGUUGGUGACGAGAAGGAUCUUGAGGGCAAGCAACUGCUCAAGGUUGUCAUGCGCAAGUUCUUGCCAGCCGCCGAUGCGCUCAUGGAGAUGAUGAUUCUCCACCUGCCAUCUCCAGCGACUGCCCAACGCUACCGUAUGGAGACUCUCUACGAGGGUCCUCCAGACGAUGUGUCUGCCAUUGGUAUUCGUGACUGUGACCCCAAGGGACCUCUCAUGUUGUACGUCUCCAAGAUGGUGCCGACCUCCGAUAAGGGCCGUUUCUACGCCUUCGGUCGUGUCUUCUCUGGUACCGCCCGCUCUGGUCUUAAGGUCCGCAUCCAGGGACCAAACUACCAGCCUGGCAGCAAGUCCGACUUGUUCAUCAAGUCUAUCCAGCGUACUAUUCUCAUGAUGGGUCGCUACACUGACCCAAUUGAGGAUGUUCCAGCUGGUAACAUUCUUGGUCUGGUCGGUAUCGAUCAGUUCUUGCUCAAGUCUGGUACCCUCACCACCGACGAGACCUCGCACAACCUCAAGGUCAUGAAGUUCUCUGUGUCUCCUGUCGUGCAGCGAUCCGUCGAGGUCAAGAACGCCAACGAUCUGCCAAAGCUUGUCGAAGGUCUGAAGCGUCUGUCCAAGUCUGACCCAUGUGUCUUGACUUUCAUCUCCGAAUCCGGUGAGCACGUUGUUGCUGGUGCCGGUGAGCUUCACUUGGAAAUUUGCUUGAAGGAUCUUGAGGAGGACCACGCUGGUGUCCCACUUCGCAUUUCCGACCCAGUCGUCCAAUACCGUGAGACUGUCGGCGGUGACUCCAGCAUGACUGCCCUGUCCAAGUCACCUAACAAGCACAACCGUCUCUACAUGAUCGCCACUCCUAUGGCCGAGGAGGUGUCCAAGGACAUUGAAUCGGGCAAGAUCGGGCCACGUGACGAUUUCAAGGCUCGCGCCCGUAUCCUCGCCGACGACCACGGUUGGGAUGUUACUGAUGCCCGUAAGAUUUGGUGUUUCGGUCCAGACACCAAUGGCGCCAACUUGCUUGUCGACCAGACCAAGGCCGUGCAGUACCUCAGUGAAAUCAAGGACUCCGUUGUUUCUGGUUUCCAAUGGGCUACCAAGGAAGGUCCCGUCGCCGAAGAGCCAAUGCGCAAUGUCCGCUUCAACAUCAUGGAUGUCACUCUGCACGCCGAUGCCAUCCACCGUGGUGGUGGUCAGCUCAUUCCAACAGCGCGUCGUGUGCUCUACGCCGCCACCCUUCUCGCCGACCCUGGUCUUCUCGAGCCCGUCUUCUUGGUCGAGAUCCAGGUUCCAGAACAAGCCAUGGGUGGCAUCUACGGUGUGCUCACCCGCAGAAGAGGUCACGUGUUUGAGGAGGCCCAGCGUCCAGGUACACCGCUCUUCAACAUCAAGGCAUACCUCCCCGUCAACGAGUCGUUCGGUUUCAACGCAGAUCUUCGCUCCAACACCUCCGGUCAAGCCUUCCCACAGUCAGUGUUCGACCACUGGCAGAUUCUGCCCGGUGGAUCCGUACUGGACCCCGCCACCAACCCCGGAAAGGUUGUCGAGGACAUGCGAAAGCGCAAGGGUCUCAAGCCUCAAGUGCCAGGUUACGAGAACUACUACGACAAGUUGUAAGCGGCAUAGCCACGCGAUUGCUGUGUGGUUUGGCAUGGAGAAUACCCUGGGGUGGUGGAGGAGAUUAUGUCGAGCAUUUGCGGACCGUCUGUUGCAGCGACAGUUCAUGCAGGACUGCUGUCGAAAUGGCACACCGCUAGAGAAGUGAUGAUACCUGCUUCCAGUGACGAAAUGACAAAAAGGCUCGACGGGAAUUGACAUGACUCUCAUUUGUGUUUUAUGGCAGCUGCUGGUCAUCUAGUACAUAGAUUACCAAAAGCAUUUCACAAGUACAACUCCUUGUCUCCUCUGUAUGCUGGAGAUUUCGUCAGUUGGCCGAAAGUUGUUAGGUGUGAAACAUCGGCCCUUUGACUACCCAAUGCGGCAACCGGGCUUGGCGAACGAACUAGGUAGGCGUCGCGCGUCAGAACUAACUACAGCUUUAAGGUUUGGAAGUGGAAGACGUCUGCUGCGAUGAAUCAGGUGAUGAGACAACAAUGGAGAGCGAGACGG